Messenger RNA from Ctenopharyngodon idella (grass carp), 1974 nucleotides. RefSeq names its product thioredoxin related transmembrane protein 3a (gene tmx3a). Gene Ontology annotation, molecular function: protein disulfide isomerase activity. Gene Ontology annotation, cellular component: endoplasmic reticulum. The transcript has 16 exons. Gene Ontology annotation, biological process: peptidyl-cysteine oxidation. Bases 318 to 1604 code for a protein of 428 amino acids. NCBI's taxonomy places the organism in Eukaryota, Metazoa, Chordata, Actinopteri, Cypriniformes, Xenocyprididae. The record is from RefSeq and is a predicted model, not a curated record.
UUUAACAGCAGAACAUGUUGUUAAUAGGCUACUAGGUCUAUUGAGACUGCAGUUUUCUUGUGUUUGGUGUAGGCUACGAUGGAAAAUACAAGACUGAAAUCUAAUUUAAACUUAAUUGCGCGAUGAAACCUUCACCACUUGUCUAUAUUCAAUUCGUGGCCGUAUUCCUACCCUCAGGGCAAAUGGGGUUAAUCUAGUCAGUAGGUCAAGAGCUUACUACCAGUCUGAUGAUUAUGUCCCUAACCCAACACAGACUCUGCUGUCUGUAACAUUAAACGAUACUGCGCGGUUAAUGACAAGAUUCAAGGAUAGCAAGAAUGAAAAACGUAAUAUUUACAGCGCUUCUUUCGGUCAUUGCUGUGGUGUCAGGAUACGUGGAGGAACUCGAUGACAAGUUUAAGGAAUACAGACAGAAUGAACUCUGGCUGGUGGAGUUUUAUGCUCCAUGGUGCACAUACUGUCACACAUUUGAGCCAAUAUGGUAUGAAGUCGGUGCAGAGCUGAAGAGUCUGGGCUCUCCUGUUAAUGUCGGCAAGAUUGAUACCACACUGCACACAAGUAUUGCUUCAGAGUUUAAUAUUCGUGGAUAUCCAACCAUAAAACUGUUUAAAGGAGAUCUGUCUUUUGACUACAAAGGGCCGAGGACAAAGGAUGCUAUUAUUGAAUUUACCAAUAGAGUUUCAGGUCCUGUGCUAAGACCACUCUCUAGUGUUCAGUUGUUCCAGCAUGUGAUGAGUCGUCAUGAACUUAUCUUUGUUUACAUUGGAGGGGAGUCGUUUCUUAAGAAUGAAUACUAUAAAGCUGCAACCGAGUAUAUUGUCCACACUUAUUUUUUUACUGCAUCUGAGAAAGUCCUUCCAAAGGCAGUCACUCUGCAGGAUGUUCCCGUUGUUGCUGUAUUCAAAGAUGGGACGUACUACCUCUACAAUGAAUUUGAUGGAGAUCUGUCUUCCUGGAUAAAUCGAGAACGUUUUCCCUCUUACUUCCAAAUCGAUAGCUUUAGUCUGUACCAGAUGGGAGAACAAAGUAAACUUGUGGCAUUGGCAGUAGUAGAUGAGAAAAAUCCAUCUGAAGAAAGCAUUCGCUACAAAACUCUGAUGGAAAGGCUGUCUACUGAAUACAGAGAUCAUUAUAAAAGGGAUUACCAGUUUGGUUAUAUGGAUGGUAAUGAAUAUAUUAACGGUUUAAUUAUGGGAGAAGUUGCGAUGCCCUCCAUAAUUGUGCUGAAUAUGACUAUUGAUGGAUACUGGCUACCAGAAAGUAAGAUUGAGACCAUCGAGGAUUUACUUCUCUUUCUCAACAGUGUUCUGGAUGGCAGUGCUACGCUACUUGGAGGAAAUGGGUUUUUGCAGUGCACUAAGAGAAUUCUCUAUAAAGCGAAGUCUACUGUUGUGUUAAUGUUCCAGACAGCUCCGGUCUUCUCCUGUUUUGUGGUUGGACUGCCUGUAGGUAUAGUUGUAAUGGUUAUCUGGGGCACAUGUACUGCUGUACCAGCAGAUGAUGAAAAACCUGAGGAAGGAGCUACAGCCAGUCCUGGGAAGAAGGCAAUAGAACUGCAGCCUGACAGCACAGAAAAAACCUCAGAAGCAAAGAAAGAGGAUUAACAUGGACUGUUUAUUUAGGAUCAUGUUAAUCUGUAACAUAUAAUGUUUUUCCCAUUUUUAUAAAUUGUUUUCCCAUGUGAUUUUCUAUAUUGUGGAAAUUGUGGUUGGUUUCUUUAUCAAAUAAAGUUCAAAUAACUUGGAUGAACCAUCAUUUAUUUCAUUAAGCUUCCAUCAUAUAAAAAAUUAAUUUUUUUUUUUUUUUUUUUUAAAUCAAAUGAAUACAGCAGAUAAGCUAUAACAUAUGGCUAUAUAUGUAUGAUGUACACGAAUAAUGUGUUCAAAUUCAUGCUGAACAUUUUACUGUAUUAUGCUGGAGAUCCCUGGGUAUUUUUUCUUUAGUUUUUGUUCUUAAAGUGUGUGUGUGUCUGCU